AUGGAGCCUAAAGUAAAUGUGAUGAUUGUGUGCUUUUUCUCUACAUUUCGAUACUCAGAUUCUGUGACGGACUGUUGCCAUAUUACCAGAAUGGAGUGGGAGAGCCAUGUCUUCUGUUCAGGAUGUCUGCUGAAAGACGUACCUCAGGACCUGCCAAUCACCACGACUGUACUCAAUCUUAAAAACAACAAUAUUGAAAAGUUGGACAACAAUUCAAUUACCCAUCUAUCCAACCUCGAAACUCUAGUACUCGCCAACAAUGGAAUGCAUAGUAUUUCACCUGGAGCAUUUGCCACUAUCGAGAACCUUGAAUAUCUAGAUCUAUCUGAGAACUAUUUCGAGCCUUCAUCAUUUGAUUCUUCAGUUUUCAAGCAUCUUCAUAAACUUACAGUUCUCUACUUGCAUAGUAAUAUGUUUCAUUUAAAAGGUACAUAUCCUGAAAAUGCGAUAUCUAGUAUCAAAUCUCUCAACACUUUAAGCAUAGAUAUAUUUGAGGGAUUUGUAUUUGGAAUGGGAUUUCUUAAUUUAACCAAACUGAAAAAUUUACAUGUCAAUAACAAAGAAGGAAAACGGGUGUCAAUUCGAAACACUUCAUUCGAAGGACUUAAGAUGUCUAACAUUUCACAUCUCCAAUUACAUUUUGAAAUGAAGAAGAUUGAGGCCGGAUCUUUAUCACCAUUUCACAGACUUGUAUCGCUUGAACUGGAUUCCAAAAGAACCGUGUCUAUUCAUGAGGUUUUGUUGGCUCUCGAAGGUCUACGAGAACGAAAAAUGGAAUCAAUUAAGCUCACGUCAAAUCAUUACCGCUAUACUGUAAAUGGGUUCCUGGAGAAAUCAGAUAUAGUUUUUCUAGGAACAAUUUGUGUGAGGAAAUUAAACCUAGCCCACAACUUAAUUUCAGGAAUAACAAUGGAAGCAGUGUUAGCUUGGAAAAGUAGGAGUUGUCUGGAAGUUUUGAAUAUUUCAACCAAUGCCAUUAUAUCAGGGCAACUGCUCACUCUUCUAGUGUUGUUUCCGUCUAUAACUCAUGUGUAUGCUUCGUACGAAGCCAGUUCUAUUUCAAGGAAACGUCGCCAAUUAAUGCAUAGAGAGCAGACCUUUUUUAUCCCUAGCAGUUUGCUGCAUUUAGAAUUGUCUCAUAAUCCUUUCGGGGGUGAUAUUGGAAAUAUUUGGGUUUCGAAAAGCAACAAUUUGAAUGUGUUAGACAUCAGUUAUCCUUUUGCUGGGUUCAAAUGUUCAGAAGGACGUAUCAAAGGUCUUGUUAACUUAACUGAAUUUUAUGUAUCUGGUAUCGAGUGCUCACAUCCAAAUGACCAGAUGUUUGCUGAUAUGCGAAACUUAUCACGUCUUGAGGCUAAAGAAUGUAAUCUCGGAAAAAGACUAAGGUCGAAUAAGACAUCAUUAUUCAAAGGAUUGUACAAUCUUUCAUUUAUUGAUCUGACUUUAAACGAUAUUACGUCCUUCAACUCAAAUACGUUUAUAGAUCAAUCGUAUUCGUUGGAAACUCUAGUUCUAAAUGGAAAUGAUUUGGAUCAUCUCCCUCUAGAAAGUCUGAAGAAUCUGAAUGCAUUAAAAACUCUUGAUGUGCGCAACAAUCAUAUAUCUACCUUAUCAGAAAGAGAACGUUCAUUCCUUGAUACAUACGUAUCUAAAUCAGAAAAUUUUAUAAUCGAACUAGCAGAUAAUCCUUUAGUCUGCAGUUGUGACAAUUUAGAGUUUCUUGUCUGGUUUCACAAAACCAAGUUGGUUCACAACAGGAAAAGCAUUUCAUGCAGCACAAAUGAAGGAGAUAAAAUCAGGAUAUCGGAGUUCCUUGAAUCUGUUGACGAAUUCCGGGACAGUUGUGUCGCUCAGUUCUGGUUAUUAAUCUCCGUUUCUCUUGCCUUGCUUGGUAUCUUGGUUGCUUUUCUCUCUCGAGUGGCCUGGAAGCAAAGCGUAUUGUUACGAACGUGGUGUCGAGAACCUUUAGUCCAUAAAACAUGUGACUAUGACAUGUACAUAUGCUACGGUAACGAAGAUGCUAGGUGGGUAAGAAAACUCCUAGUGCCAUGGUUAGAGAAGAAAGGAAUUACAUUUUGCUGUGAUGAUAAGGAUUUUGACCUUUGCCUAGACCUCGCCGACAACAUAAUGAAUGCAAUAGAUAAUUCACGUCAAACUGUUUUUGUUGUCAGCUACAAGUUUUUAGAACAUAAAUGGCCAAUGUUUGCAAUGGGAAUAGCUAGCUAUUAUUCAUUCCGGAAGGGGCAUGAAGAUAUGAAUAUUAUUAUUCGGUUGGACGACAUCAAGCGUAGCGAGUUUCCAAUACUCAUUCGCAAGAACUGGGACGUCAUAUGUCCUUUAAAAUGGCCAAAUGAAAAUAACACAUAUCGACAGCAAGUUAUCAAUGCUAAAAAAAUAUUUUGGAAGCAGUUGCUAAAACGCUUCAAAUUGGGUAACGCUUCACAAACGUCUGUAUGCGAGACGAAUGUGUCAAAACCGUGA
Molecule: messenger RNA, 2481 nt
Organism: Ylistrum balloti
Lineage: Eukaryota; Metazoa; Mollusca; Bivalvia; Pectinida; Pectinidae
Product: toll-like receptor 2
Exons: 2
Coding region: 1-2481 (826 amino acids)
Biological process (GO): immune response; toll-like receptor signaling pathway
Cellular component (GO): membrane
Molecular function (GO): protein binding; transmembrane signaling receptor activity
Source: RefSeq, a predicted model, not a curated record